CCCGCUUUUGGUGGUGAUUUUGGCCCCGGGAAAGCUAUCCUGAUUAGUGUGGCUUCUCACUGUAGGAGAGAGAAAUAUGGCGGCAAGGCGGAUGGCACAGGAAUCUUUGGACACUGUAUUACAGGAAAAAUCUAAACGGUAUGGGGAGUCUGAGGCUGUUGGUGAAGCUAUCCAGCUUAAAGCACAAGAUCUCCUAAGGACAGGCUCACGGACCAGAGCAGAUGUCUAUGAGGACAUUCGCGGUGACAGCAGGUACUCUGCCAGUGGGUCUGGAGUGUACUCACUCGACUUGGGGAGAGAAGGCCUGAGAGGAGACAUGUUUGUGGGGCCCUCCUUCAGAUCUGGCAGCCAGUCUGUCGGUGAGGACAGCUAUCUUCGCAAAGAAUGUGGCCGGGAUCUGGAACCGGCCCAUACUGACUCCCGGGACCAGAGUUUUGGCCACCGGAAACUGGGACAUUUUCCUUCUCAGGAUUGGAAGCUUGCACUCCGUGGCUCUUGGGAACAAGACUUGGGCCACCCAGUUUCUCAAGAAGCCUCCUGGUCACAAGAAUAUGGUUUUGGGCCCUCAGUGUUGGGGGACUUGACCACCUCCAGGCGGAUGGAGAAGGAGAGCCGGGAUUAUGACCUGGACCGUCCUGGGGAGGUGGACUCUAUGCCCAGAGGCAGUGGGCAAGUCCUGGCCAGAGGCCGUUCUCUAAACAUGACUGACCAGGAAGGCAGUCUCCUAGGAAAAGGGGACACUCAGGGCCUGCUUGGAGCAAAGGGUGUCGGGAAGCUUAUCACACUGAAAAGCAUGGCCACGAAGAAAAUACCUGUUGUCAGUCGUGUUACUCCCAAACCUCAGGGCACUAACCAAAUCCAGAAGGCCACCCCAAGUCCUGAUGUGCCCCUUGGGGCAAACCCAGGGCUGGAUGAAAUCCAGUUGGCUGCUCUGAAGAUUCCCCUGGGGCUGGACCUGAGGACCCUUGGCUUCCCCAGAAGGAAGCUGGGCUUUGAUGCCAUGGACAAAGCAGAUGUGUUCUCCAGGUUUGGCAUGGAGAUCAUCAGGUGGGCAGGGUUCCACACCAUCAAGGAUGACCUCAAGUUCUCCCAGCUCUUCCAGACGCUCUUCGAACUGGAAACUGAGACCUGCGCCAAGAUGCUGGCCUCCUUCAAAUGCUCCUUGAAACCGGAGCACAGAGAUUUCUGCUUUUUUACUAUCAAGUUUUUAAAGCACUCCGCUCUGAAAACACCCCGAGUUGAUAAUGAGUUUUUAAACAUGCUUUUAGACAAAGGUGCUGUGAAGACCAAAAACUGCUUUUUUGAGAUCAUUAAGCCCUUCGACAAGUACAUCAUGCGGCUCCAGGACCGCCUGCUGAAGGGUGUCACCCCCCUGCUUAUGGCCUGUAAUGCCUACGAGCUGAGUGUGAAGAUGAAGACCCUCACUAGCCCACUGGACCUGGCUGUGGCCCUGGAGACCACCAACUCCCUGUGCAGGAAGUCCCUGGCCCUCUUAGGCCAGACCUUCUCCUUGGCCUCUUCCUUCCGGCAGGAGAAGAUCCUAGAGGCUGUGGGCCUCCAGGAUAUCGCCCCAUCGCCAGCUUUCUUCCCAAAUUUUGAGGACUCCACUUUGUUUGGAAGGGAGUACAUAGACCACUUGAAGGCCUGGCUCUUGGCCAGCGGCUAUCCCCUCCAGGUCAAGAGAGCUGGGCCUCCAGACCCCCGAGAGCAGAAAACCACAACUCAGACCUGGGCUGCCAGCACUCUGAGCCAGGCAGUCCCCCAACGGGCGGAUCACAGGGUGGUGGACACCAUUGACCAGCUUGUCAUGCGUGUCAUCCAAGGAAGGCUGACUCCCAGAGAGAGAACACUUCUCCUGCAGGACCCUGCUUAUUGGUUUCUGUCUGACGAGCGCAGCCUGGAGUAUAAGUACUACAAGCUCAAGUUGGCAGAGUCCCAGCGGCUGAGCCACAGCUGGCCCAUCGCAGAGCGGAGGCCAACCCCAGCACAGUGCGCGGUGCGUGCCAUGCUCUACGCACAAGCCGUGCGAAGCCUUAAGCGCAGACUUCUCCCGUGGCAGCGCAGGCGGCUGCUUCGCUCCCAGGGUCCUCGAGGCCUAAAGGCUAAGAAAGCCACCCCUGCCCAGCAGACACCCCUGUCCUCGGGCACACGGCAGGGACACCAUGGCCGCCAGGGCUCAGGAUUCUUGUGUGUAAAGCCACCACCACAGGACUCAAGUGAUGCUGCCCAGGACUGCCUGCCAGAGCCUGCCAAAGCCUGUCCUCAGCCCUCCAGUGCUGGCGCCUUGGGCCAGGCUCCUCAGCCAACAGCAGAGGACGACUCAGAAGCCCUGCCGGCCUCUCUUCCCUGUGCCCCUGCUAAUGUGGAUGCAAAGACCAUGGAGACUGCUGAGAAGCUGGCCAGAUUUGUGGCUCAGGUGGGCCCCGAGAUUGAGCAGUUCAGCAUAGAGAACAGCAUGGACAACCCUGACCUGUGGUUCCUGCACGACCAGAACAGCUCAGCUUUCAAGUUCUACCGCGAGAAGGUGCUGGAACUGUGCCCGUCCAUCUCCUUCCAGUCCACCGGUGAGGCAGGGGACUCAGUGCAGAGCCCCACAGCCUGCAAGGAGGGUAAGAGUGAGCCAGAAGAGGGACACCCUGAGCACGAGGCUGCCCUCGCGGGCCCUGAGGUGCUGCCUGGAGAAGAAGAGGAAGAUGAGGAGGAGAGCGAGGAGGACGAGGGCGAGGAGACCCGCACCCUCAGGCCACAGGCAGGAGCUGCCAAGUGUCCAGGCUCUGAGGGCAGUUCCCCCACUGAUAGCGUUGCUGGAGAGGGGUCCAGGGAAGAGCAGGCCAGCACGCCUGGCCUGUCACAGGCCUCCUCUGGCAGCUGCUUCCCCCGGAAGAGAAUCAGCAGCAAGUCCCUGAAGGUUGGCGUGAUCCCUGCCCCGAAGAGGGCGUGUCUCAUCCAGGAGUCAAAGGUCCAUGAACCAGUUCGAAUCGCCUAUGACAGGCCUCGGGGGCGUCCCAUAGCCAAAAAGAAGAGACCCAAGGACCUGGAGUUUACCCAGCAGAAACUGACAGACAAGAACGUGGGCUUCCAGAUGCUGCAGAAGAUGGGCUGGAAGGAAGGCCACGGCUUGGGCUCCCUUGGGAAAGGCAUCCGAGAGCCUGUCAGCGUGGGGACUCUCUCAGAAGGGGAGGGCCUUGGAGCUGACGGGCCUGAGCAGAAAGAAGACACGUUUGACGUCUUCCGCCAGCGCAUGAUGCAGAUGUACAGACACAAGCGGGCCAGCAAAUAGAUCAGAGCACUGGCGACAGAGAUAAGCCUCGAAGCAGCCUUGCCCUUCCCGUCACCCUGCCCCGGACGCCUGCAGCCUGAGCCUCGUUCCAGGGUCACACCCACACGGGCCAUGGAUUCCAAAAGUUUGUGCUGGCCUGCCCUGGCUCCGGCACGCUCCUGUUCCUGGAUGUACGUCGUGAAAGUUGAUUCUGGUACCUGGUAAAACCUAGAAGAUACUUGUGAUGUCACCACUUGGACAUUGUGUUUGUGAGGAUCUAAGAAGUCAUGGUGUUGUCGGUGUUGAGUGCUUGCAAUAAAUGCAGAGCAGACCCUCGGCCUGGCUCCCAUGCUGCAGUCACUGAGGCAUCCAUGGGGGCGGAGGGUUAGGAGUUGGAGGCCAGCCUGAGUUAAUGUCAUACUCUGUAUUGAGGAACAGAAAAUAAAUGGCAUAUAGUGGCUCAUGCCUGUAAUUUGAGCACUA
Molecule: messenger RNA, 3742 nt
Organism: Acomys russatus (golden spiny mouse)
Lineage: Eukaryota; Metazoa; Chordata; Mammalia; Rodentia; Muridae
Gene: Sugp2
Product: SURP and G-patch domain containing 2
Exons: 11
Coding region: 77-3280 (1067 amino acids)
Biological process (GO): RNA processing
Cellular component (GO): nucleoplasm
Molecular function (GO): RNA binding
Source: RefSeq, a predicted model, not a curated record